This is a messenger RNA of Saccostrea echinata, 1333 nucleotides long. Its product is annotated as ficolin-1-like. The transcript is spliced from 12 exons. Lineage: Eukaryota; Metazoa; Mollusca; Bivalvia; Ostreida; Ostreidae. The coding region runs from base 1 to 1215 and encodes 404 amino acids. The record is from RefSeq and is a predicted model, not a curated record.
AUGGCAUUAUUUUCCAGAGGUGUUGGAGCUGCGGAACCAUUGUUCUGUUUAAGUUGUUCCUCGGUGAUCUCCCCUCGUCAUUGUCAUAAUAUAAGGAAAUGUGAAGAAGGACAGGUGUGCUAUACAGAAAAGUUUACAAAUUAUAAUGGCGAAACACUGUACGAUGUCGGCUGCCACACAAUGAGUUAUUGUAAUUUAACCAACGCUGGUAGCAGUCUUCUUGAUAUUACGUCGAACACGCAAAUAAAACAGUGUGUUGAAUGCUGUGACGGCAAUGCCUGCAAUAGUCAUGGAUGUAAAUCUAAGGACUACCCUGCAACCAGAGGUCCAAUAUGUUUUAGUUGUCAACAAACAACUGAUCCCUCUUUGUGUAGAACAAUCAGAGUUUGCAACGAAGAUGAGGUAUGUCACCUUCACGAAAUUCACGAAUUCGGCGAACGUUUUUUCUCUUCCAUGUGUCUUCAAAGACAGAUUUGUGAUGCUUAUAAUCCUGGAAGUUUAUUUGGUAGAAAACGAUUUGUACAUACGUGUUCAAUGUGUUGUGGAACCGACCUCUGCAAUCACAACUGUGGACGUCUUCCAAUUGACUGUUUGGAUAUCUAUAAAAACGGUCAACGAAUAACUGGUGUAUACAAGAUAUACCCUUCCAAGGACUUUAAUAAGCCUGUUCAAGUAAAAUGUAAUAUGGAUAUACAAGGAGGAGGUUGGACGACUAUUCAGUUUAGGUCUCGGGACAACCCUCCUGUGGAUUUCAAAGCAACAUGGGAUGAAUACAAGAAAGGUUUUGGAGAUGUUCAGGGAAACUAUUGGUUGGGAAACGAUCUGAUUCAUCAACUGACCACAGUGUACAACAGUUCUCUGUAUAUAACGAUGAAGAAGACGGAUGGUCACGUGUAUCAUGCGCAAUAUUCAUCCUUCUCAAUCUCAAAUGAGACCGAUGGUUAUCGUCUGUCGUUAGGAAAGUUUUCAGGAAACGUUUUACAUGAUGAAUUCCGAGACCAUACUGUGGUAGACAAAGAAUUUUAUACAUUUGAUCACGACAAUGCUGCUAAAUGCUCGGCCCAAUGUGGCUCCGGGUGGUGGUACCAAUCAUGUACAACUACCAAUCUAAAUGCUCCAUUCUCGGGAAUCCAUCGGGACUCAGUGUGGUACAACACAAUACAUAACGGAGGAGAGCUCAUGCGGUCGUCCAUGUUGAUAAAAAGAUUAGAAUAAUGUAAAGUUAUUAUAAAAUGCCACUUCUAUAUUUAUUCCAAUAAUAAUAAAGGAUCAUGAUAAAGGUUUAUCAUUAUGUACAUGUACUAGUAGGAUUUGGAUUGAUGUUUGCAGUGGU